This is a messenger RNA of Onthophagus taurus, 1288 nucleotides long. The record is from RefSeq and is a predicted model, not a curated record. Lineage: Eukaryota; Metazoa; Arthropoda; Insecta; Coleoptera; Scarabaeidae.
GUCAAUUUCAACGUCAAUCAUUCUUUAUUAAAAGACGAAAAAGUUUUAUACAAAAAUUUUCGUUAUUCCAUCGUAAUGUUUGCUAUUUUAGAAAAUAUCGGCAAUCUCCCGGUGAGAUUGGCUAUGAGCGCAUUAUAUUCUCAAAAGAGGAACGUACGAAAUUAUAAACCACAACAGUCGGGGUUACCACAAAUGAAGGUUACACUUAUUGGAGCAGCGGGAAAAGUUGGUCAACCAUUAUCGCUUAUGUUGAAACAAUCUUCUUUUGUGGAUGAAUUGGCAUUGUUAGAUGUUGGUGGUACUUGUGGACUUAGUAUUGAAUUAUCUCAUAUUGACACCAAAUGUAAAGUUAAUGCUUAUGCAGCAGCUGAUGGGAUUGACCGUGCAUUAGAUGGAGCAAAAUUAGUUGUUUUGUUAGCAGCAUGUCAAAACACUAGUCACUUACCGUUCGAUGAAAUGUUCAAAGUAAACAGGGUAUUGGUCAAGGAUUAUGCAACGGCAUGUUCUAAAUUUUGUCCUGGAGCUAUAAUUGCGAUUGCUACUCAUCCAAUAACCACCAUGGUGCCGAUUGUUAGUGAAGUUUUGAAGAAAUGUGGUACCUACAACCCACACAAAAUCUUUGGAAUCACAACAUUACAUACUGUUCGAAGCAAUACGUUUGUAGGUAAUAUUUUGGGUAUUGAACCGGAAUGCGUUACUGUUCCAGUAAUCGGUGGCGGAUAUGAAAGAAAUGUUGUUCCACUUUUAUCUCAAGCAAAACCAUGUAGUGACUUCACUUUAGCCGAAAUUCAAUUAUUAACUAAUAAUAUUCAAAUGGCAAGAAACGACAUCAUCAACGUAAAAAGAUGUGAAGAUUCCACGCUAGCGGCUGCUUUCAGUAUUUCAAGAUUUGUAAUAUCUUUGAUUAAAGGCUUAUUGGGUAAAUCGGACGUUGUUGAAUGUGCAUAUGUUAGAUCUAUCAUUCAUCCACGAGUAAAAUACUUGUCAACGCCACUUCAAUUAGGACCAGGAGGAAUACAAAAAAAUUUAGGCAUUCCAACUGAUAUUACUGACUAUGAAAAUUGUCUCCUAGACACUGCUCUUAGUGAAAUACUGAGAGAUACCAAAAAAGGUGAGCAGUAUUUGGGAAUUAAAGAUUCAAAAGAUUGUGAUAUUUGUGAUCCAAAAAAUAAAGGAUUUUGCCCGCCUGUGUGUAAACCUCAGAGUCUUUAUGAUUGAAAAACUAUCGAUAAAAAAAUUGUAAUAAUGUAAUUAAAAUCUAUUAAUAUAUCUAUCUCUCAUAUACAAA